AUGCCGCUGGAUUGGUGGUGGCAGGGUUAUGGUAUAUGUGCCAACCUUCCCUCUUCCCUGCGAAACACACUGACGGCUUUUCAACGUUCAUCCUGGCCCCGUGCAAAGGAGAGCCUGGCUAGGCAUGUCGCAAAGCCUCCAACUAAUGGAUUUGGAUGCCUUGGAACUGGAGUGUUCGAAAGCCUCCAAGGAUCCUCAGGCUUGUUGGACAAUUCACAAGCCAGGUCGUCCGCGACACAUCUGGAAACUGACCACGGCGAGGAUUGCUGCCUGAGGAUGCGAUUAUUGGUGACGGGCCGUACUGCUACCGGCAUGGGUGGCAUGCAGGCUAAGCGGACAGACAUGAAGAGAAGGAAGACCCAUGACGAUGGAUGGGUAUCGAGUGGAGAGCUUGAGGCACAGGAAUCGCAGUCUGAUGAUCAUACUCUUACAUCCAAUCCCCCGGGUUUGCCAACGCGGACAGAGAUGUCGAGUGGGUUCAACUGGACGGCAGGAUAUGGAGACAGGAGGAGGGAGGAAUAG
Molecule: messenger RNA, 522 nt
Organism: Westerdykella ornata
Lineage: Eukaryota; Fungi; Ascomycota; Dothideomycetes; Pleosporales; Sporormiaceae
Exons: 2
Coding region: 1-522 (173 amino acids)
Source: RefSeq, a predicted model, not a curated record